AGCCUCCGAAAGCUCUGAGGUCCACAGUCCAGUCCAAUCCAGUCCAGUCCAUACUUCUUUAUCCACCCUCUUCCUUCCAUCCGCCAUUCAAUGCCCAUCGAUUUCCAUGCGGCCAACUCUGAUUUCAGCUCUCUCUCUCUCUCUUCUCUCACCGAACCCCAUUCAUCGCUCGCGCGCGCUCUCCUUCGAUCGAAUACAUGCGCAUUAGCUCUACCAAACUCUAAACAUUCUAACUGCAUUGUCCAAUUGCAGCUCUGAAGAAAGAAGAAAAAGAAAGCAUUGGUUCUGCAUGCGGAUUUGUGCUUUCCUAGCUUGACGAAAGGGCAUGGAUCAAAGCCGCGGGAUUGUCUCCUAAAUCAUGUACAGAAGUUAGUGUGGUUUUUAAAAUCCGAAAAAAAAAGAAAAAAAGCAUACUAGUCUUAGUCAAUAGAACUCAUAAGAGAUGCUGACGAUGAGGCGAAGGCUUGCAUGCUGCACCCGUGACAGAGAGAUUAGCCUCGACUUUGAUGAGCAAGAGAGAAUAAUGACAUAUGAUGGCCUUGAGAGUUGCAUUCUAAAUAUUCAUUCUUAUGAAAAUGAAAGCCGAGCAAGCAGAGGGGAUGGUUGUGCGACUGACUCCUUGGAUGAUGAUGAAUCGAUUUGUUCUUCCAGCAAAGAUGCUUUUGGAUCAUUUUCUUCGAAGUGGUUGACAACAAAGAGGGAUGAACGGUGUUUGGAUGAAUGGGAUCUCUCAGAAAGCCCCCAACAUUUUUUUAUCAAAGAGAAACCUGCUUGUGCCAUUCAAUUUUCAGAUGUGGAGGCAAUGAAAGAAAAAUUUUCAAAGCUUUUGUUGGGUGAAGAUAUUACGGGAGGAUGCAAAGGCCUUAGCACUGCUUUAGCUUUAUCUAAUGGCAUUUCAAAUCUAGCAGCAACAGUUUUUGGAGAGUUGUGGAAAUUGGAACCACUGCCUGAAGAAAGGAAGAGCAAAUGGCGAAGAGAAAUGGACUGGUUACUCUCCCCCACGAACUACAUGGUUGAGUUGGUUCCUGCUAAGCAAAAUGGAGCCAAUGGCCGGACCCUGGAGAUAAUGACACCAAAAGCGCGUGCAGACAUCCACAUGAACCUUCCAGCACUUCAGAAAUUGGACUCUAUGCUCAUUGAAACACUGGAUUCAAUGGUAAAUACUGAGUUUUGGUAUGCAGAAGGAGGUAGCCAGGCAGAAGGAAGGAGCAAUAGUGCUCGUCAAAGCAAGAGAUGGUGGCUUCCAUCGCCUCAAGUACCAACAAAAGGGCUCUCUGACACUGAAAGAAAGAAACUGCUUCAUCAGGGUAGAGUGGUACGUCAAGUAUUCAAGGCUGCCAAAUCCAUCAACGAAAAUGUUUUACAUGAAAUGCCUGUGCCGGCUAUUAUUAGUGAUGCUCUUCCCAAGUCUGGGAAGGCAAGCCUUGGUGAGGAACUGUACAAGGUCUUAUCUGGAGAAUCAGGCUCACCUGAAGAGAUACUCAAUUCACUCAAUUUGAAAUCUGAACACGUAGCUCUUGAGGCUGUUAACAGGUUGGAAGCUGCAGCAUUUGCAUGGAGAGUGAAAGUUGCAGAACAAAUCAGUGGUAAGUCUCCAGUUCGAACAUCAUGGUCCUUCAAAAAAGACCCAUUGUCUGAGAUGGAUAAGAUGGAGUUAUUGUUGGACCGAGCAGAAGCCCUUCUACAUCAUCUCAAGACCAGCUAUCCAAACCUCCCUCAUUCGUUUCUUGAUGCUACAAAAAUUCAAUAUGGCAAGGAUGUUGGGCAUUCAAUUCUGGAAGCAUAUUCCCGGGUUCUUGGAAACUUGGCUGAUAGCAUACUGUCUAGGAUUAAAGAGAUACUGCAAGAAGAUUGCUUGAGCAAUCCGAAUUCACCAGUGGCAACUCGUGGCUUUCCUGAUAUAAAUCUCUGUGAAACCUCAGCAGUUGGUUUACAUGCGAGGCAGUCGCUGAUUGAUCAGAUGAACAAGGUUUAUGGGCAGCACCGUUGUGACUCUAAUUCAAGUAGCACUUCCGAUUCGGGAUUUUCAUCCAGUGAUGCCAAAGCAAGCAGUGUAAGUGCUGCUGCAACACCAGGUCGGAGUAGUAGAGUAUGGUGCAUGAGCAGAGAGGCUUGUACGAGUUCGUCUCCUAAAAACACUCCUUGAUUUAAGAAGAAAAAGAAAGCUCUUAUCUGUAAAUGGUUUUGCUAUAAGCUCAAUGGCAUAGAACUUAAUGUCGGAAGGGAUUUUAGUGUUGGUCAAUUGGGUUUUGUUUAUUUUAAACUUGUAAUGUAAUUGGAUUGGGACUUUACAAGUUAUUGCUAUGGAUUUAGUAGUUAAAGCCUACAA
Juglans regia (Persian walnut) is the source of this 2329-nucleotide messenger RNA. Its product is annotated as rop guanine nucleotide exchange factor 14. Bases 443 to 2146 code for a protein of 567 amino acids. The transcript is spliced from 8 exons. Gene Ontology annotation, molecular function: guanyl-nucleotide exchange factor activity. The record is from RefSeq and is a predicted model, not a curated record. NCBI's taxonomy places the organism in Eukaryota, Viridiplantae, Streptophyta, Magnoliopsida, Fagales, Juglandaceae.